ACCCUUUAUGCAACGAGGGAGCGAAAGCGUUUUGUUAGGAAACGAAAACGAAGGAGGCUCCUUGUCGCCAAUACCUUCACAAACUUCAAUUUUUUCUACGAUACCAGGAAUGUGCAACGAUUCCAAAACAGCAGUACUGCCCAUAAUGUGACCACCAAUUACAAUACGGACAACAGAAAAAUGAACAGCAAUGGUGGCAACAACUGCAGCAGCAGCAGCCAUAAAUCCAACAAUAAUGGAGAAAAGAUUAGCAACGUUGCGGUGAAUACCGGAACAAAUCAACAACAACUAAAUAACCGUAUUGGUGGAGGAAACUCUUAUUCUUCAAUUCCUUCAACCAGAAGCGGGCGUGUUGUUAGGGGAAAUGGUGGGAGCAACAAUACAUCGAGUGAAGGAGGUAAUGACAAAACUGGUGGAAUCGCCUAUGAUAAUAGUUAUCAGAAUGCAAAUCGACGAGGGGUUCCAAUCAUCUUCCGCGUUAUGCCAACCGUGGAACUUCAGGUGGUGGUGUUGGUAAUUAUAAUAAUACUAUCGGUAAUUUGCGUAGUAAUGGAGGGAAUGUGA
Messenger RNA from Anopheles arabiensis, 564 nucleotides. RefSeq lists its product as uncharacterized. The coding region runs from base 181 to 564 and encodes 127 amino acids. Lineage: Eukaryota; Metazoa; Arthropoda; Insecta; Diptera; Culicidae. The record is from RefSeq and is a predicted model, not a curated record. The transcript has 2 exons.